ACAGGUACCGAAGGGUUCGGCCGGAACAACAGGCGUCAAACCCUGGACCUGCGAGGACCAGGCUUGCUGACUCCUGCUAGGCCUGUAAACAGUUUACAGAUGAGUGGACGGGGUCACGUGGCUGCGGGCGCAAGGUUGUCAUGGAAACCAGCGCAUGUGUGCGCAGAGAGGUGGCUGCGUGCCGAGGGAGCUCCACCACGUCUCGCGCCGGGGAGGCGAGUCGGAGAGCGAGGCGCAACACAUUGUCUACGCUGCUGCGGGCUUUGCAGUCCUCACUCGCGCACCGAAUACGUCCGGACAGUGACGUGUGGAGCUGGGAAGAGGAAAGGACCUGGUUUUUGUCAGACGGACAGUCUCUGUCCGCCCCCUCGUUUCCCCACUCUUCCCCACCCCUCCCCUCCCCGCCGCCCGGUGUAAACAUCAGCACCCCGAUGGGCUUUAAACCAUCCGUGAGACAUCGCGUCGGGAAAACGAUGGCACACCUCUCCCUCGGUGUCCCUCACCGGGCGACGGUCGCUGGGCAGCGGUACCUCCGCAGUUCUGGGUGUGCCUUCCUCAACUCCUCAUCCUCUCCUGCAGGUUCCCAUUCGCUGUCCACCCGCCCCUUUGCCCCCACAGCUGUGUGAUUACGUGCUCUGGAUCAGGGAGGUCUCUUCCAGUCGUUCCGACUCCGAAUCUCCACGUCUGCGGUCCUGUGAGUGAGGACGGGCCGCAGCCACCCAGGUGCGGGAGCUUCAGCUCGGAUUUCCAUCAGGCCAGAUGUCCAACUACAAGCGUGCAACUUUUGAGGAGGAUGAGGUGGCUGACAUCCCAGCGGACGGAGCCAUCUCUCCGGACAGCGUGGAGGUGGGGUUCCGGAAAGGGGGCAUCCAGCUCCUGGGGACACUGGGCCAAAGGACUCAGCUGGAGGUCGUUCUCUCGGGUCUGCUUGUCGCCUCCUUGCUGGCCUUGUUUGGCUGCGUGUUGGCACUGGGGGUUCGCUGCAGCACAGACCCUGCCCGCACCCUGUGCCUGACGGAGGCUUGCGUCACCGUGGCGGGUAAGAUCAUCGAGGCCCUGGACCCCCAAGCUGACCCCUGCCAGGACUUCUACCAGUAUGCGUGCGGGGGCUGGGUCCGUAAGAACCCGCUACCCGACGGGAGGUCUCGCUGGAGCACCUUCAACAGCAUCUGGGACCAGAACCAGGCUGUGCUGAAGCACCUGCUGGAGAACGGCACCUUUAACUCCAGCAGCGAGGCUGAGAGGAAGACUCAGCAGUACUACUUGUCCUGCCUGAAUGAGCAGCGCAUCGAGGAGCUGGGUGCGCAGCCACUGAUCGAUCUCAUCAACAAGAUCGGCGGCUGGAACAUCACGGGCUCCUGGGACAAAGACAACUUCAUGGAAGCUCUGAAGACCGUGUCUGGACCAUACAGAGCUCAGCCGUUUUUCUCUGUGGGAGUCAGCGUGGAUCCGAAGAGCUCCAACAGCAACGUGAUCCAGGUGGACCAGUCAGGGCUCUUCCUGCCUUCUCGGGACUAUUACCUGAACAGGACAGCCAAUGAAAAGGUACUGAAGGCAUACCUGGAGUACAUGGUGGAGCUAGGCUGGCUGUUGGGGGGGGACAGGAAUUCCACCCAAGCCCAGAUGCAGCAGAUCCUGGACUUCGAGACGGCCCUCGCCAACAUCACGGUCCCGCAAGAUGAGCGGCGCGACGAAGAGAAGAUUUACCACAAGCUCACAAUCGCUGAGCUGCAGCUUUGGGCCCCGACGGUGGAUUGGCUGGACUACCUCUCAGCUGUAUUGGCCCCUCUGGAGCUGAACGACACGGAGCCGGUGGUGGUCUACGCCAAGGAGUAUCUGCAGCAGGUGUCCGACCUCAUCAACCGCACGGACCGCAGUCUUCUCAACAACUACAUGAUGUGGAACCUGGUGCAGAAGGGCGUGUCCAGUCUGGACCAGCGCUUCGAGAACGCCCAGGACAAGCUGCUGGAGAGCCUUUAUGGCACCAAGAAGUCCUGCACACCCCGCUGGCAGACGUGCAUCGGAAACACGGACGACACUCUGGGCUUCGCUCUGGGAGCACUUUUUGUCAAGGCCACGUUUGACAAGCACAGCAAGGAGAUUGCUGAAGAGAUGAUCAAUGAGAUUCGCUCAGCAUUCAAGGAAGCUCUGGACAAACUGACCUGGAUGGACAAACAGACACGCGAAGCAGCCAAGGAGAAGGCUGAUGCCAUUUAUGACAUGAUCGGCUUCCCAGACUUCAUUUUGGAGAACAAGGAGCUGGACGACGUGUAUGAUGGAUACGAGGUCACCGAGGACAAUUUCUUCCAGAAUAUGCUCAACUUCUACAACUUCUCUGCCCGAGUGAUGUCGGAUCAGCUGCGCAAGCCACCCAACCGGGACCAAUGGAGUAUGACCCCCCCCACUGUCAAUGCUUACUACAUGCCCACCAAGAACGGCAUCGUGUUCCCGGCUGGAAUCCUGCAGGCUCCCUUCUAUGCUCGGGAUCAUCCCAAGGCGCUGAACUUCGGGGGGAUCGGAGUGGUGAUGGGGCACGAGCUCACCCAUGCUUUCGACGACCAGGGACGAGAGUACGACAAGGACGGGAUGCUGCGACCCUGGUGGCAGAACGCAUCCGUGGAGGCCUUCAAGAACCGCACCGAGUGCAUGGUGGACCAGUACUCCCAGUACAGCAUCAACGGCGAACACAUCAAUGGGCGGCAGACGCUUGGGGAGAACAUGGCGGACAACGGAGGCCUAAAGGCGGCGUAUCACGCCUACAAGUCGUGGGUGAAGGCCAACGGGGAGGAGAAGCGUCUGCCGGCUCUGGGUCUCACCAAUGACCAGCUCUUCUUCGUGGGCUUCGCCCAGGUGUGGUGCUCCGUGCGAACUCCAGAGAGCGCCCACGAGGGGCUCAUGACAGACCCCCACAGCCCUCCUCGGUACCGUGUCAUCGGCACGCUCUCCAACUCGCCGGACUUCGCUCAGCACUUCGGUUGCGCCGUCGGCUCGCCCAUGAACCCCGGCCACCACUGCGAGGUGUGGUAGGGGGAGGAGGACACUGAGGAGGGCGGGGCCCAGCUCCCUCCAAGCGCUGGAUUGUGUCGGAGCAGGAGGAGCGAGCCGUCGGGUUUGGGUCUGGCUGCUCUGUGGUGGAGUCGGCCGUGGUCCCGCCCCCCCGCGCCCCUUGGGCCUCCGCUCCUUCAUCGCUCUGCUGAACCGGGGGACGUAGUACCCUAGUGGGCCCCCUGCCCUCGUUUCCGUGCUUCUGUAUCCCCCUGGCUUCGUGCUCCGUUUACAACCUCAGCUUCCCGAAACAGAGGAAGACCACUGUGACUGCGCAGGAAGUGACCUCACAGGAAGUGCUCAGCUGGGCUGCCUGCCUUUUGUUUGCUUAAAAGUCUGCAGAUUUUUCCCUGUUUUCUUUUUUGUUUUGUUUUGUUUUGUUUUUGUUUUUGAUCACGUUAAAAAGCUUCUCAUUUUAACUGCUUUUUGCCAAAGACGAUGUUGUUUCUCAGCGUUGUCAGUUGGUCUGCACUUCUGACGGCGUCUCUGCGUCGACCGCUCCGUACGGGACGGUGUCAAACUCCGGGGUCGUGUGCUGGUGAACCUGGAAGACGUCGAUGUCGCGGAAUUCCGGAAGUUCAGGCCAAAUGACUCAACUAGCGAAGGUGUUUAGGGGUCUCUGCCGCUCAUGUGACGUUAACCAGUCCAGUCAUUGCAACGUCUUUCUGCUUGAGCCCGAGUUCGAUCUCCUGAGUCACGCGGUUGACUGACCACAUUAACGCCCGUUUCCUAAAGAAACACCCGAAGCCUUUAGCCGUGUGUAACGUGCCCAUCUGACGAGACGUGUUAAUUGACGCGCCGUGUUCGCCGUUUGCUGUCAAAGCCACUCGCUGCUGCCCCGUCCCUUGCUUUGCCUUGGCUCUCCGAGGUCACUUCGCCUCUGUCUGGGUAGCAACCGGGCUCGGGGGUUCACGUCCGUGGGGGUGGGUUCACUGCACACGUAGACACGUGUACAUAACUGCAUACAUAUAUUUAAUGUGCAAGUGGAAGAUUGAAACUUGAAGUGUAAAAGCCUUUAAAUGCCAGAUGAGGCCGUUGAGUGUUCGCUCCCAUUGUCCCCUGCUUCAAAGAGCCUGCCAGCAACCCGCAGCUUCCCCAAGCCCCUCCAUCACAGAAAACAGCAGGAUUCCGUGUGUGUGUGUGUGUGUGUGUGUGUGUGUGUGUGUGUGUGUGUGUGUGUGUGUGUGUGUGUGUGUGUGUGUGUGAGAUCGCCAGGGGAUGAGAAUAUCUUCAUUGUGCAUUUUACUCCGCCUGUCAUUUGCCUUUUUAUUUGUGUUCCAAUGCUGUGCCAUUCCAGUGUCUUGUCUUACUGUCCAGCUGUGUUAUGACAGAGUGCUUUACGCUGAAGUGCACUACGAUGAGGUGUGUUUGUCCAGCUGUGUUCUGUUGUUUGCCAUUUGUGUGGUUUGGAUCCUGGAUUUUUGAUUAAGGGUGAAACUUGGCUGUAUCUGACUUGGGCGGCACUCAGUUCCUAAAGACUAUAAAGGAAAAACUAAAAC
Molecule: messenger RNA, 4544 nt
Organism: Scleropages formosus (Asian bonytongue)
Lineage: Eukaryota; Metazoa; Chordata; Actinopteri; Osteoglossiformes; Osteoglossidae
Gene: ece2b
Product: endothelin converting enzyme 2b
Exons: 19
Coding region: 760-3027 (755 amino acids)
Biological process (GO): protein processing
Cellular component (GO): plasma membrane
Molecular function (GO): metalloendopeptidase activity
Source: RefSeq, a predicted model, not a curated record